AUGAACGAAAGUAUUAUUCAAGUGCCACUUUAUGUAUCCACAUCAGCUUGGCGUAAGGAGGUACAACUGAGAGGCCUCUUGCGCAAUCACCCGAGUAUAAUUGCACACAGUGAUAUUCUCCCACCUGCUACCACGGCCAAAGUUUUCAGCACAGCUCAGUUGGCAGCACACCACAGGGAAAAUGUAUUGGCUAUUGGUUUAAAUCCAUUAUCCACUUCAGGCGCUUGCGUUGGGCUCUUAACAAUGGAAAGUGCGGAGGCAAAACUUAGUGGUAUGUCAAAGAUGCAGUGGUUGAAUUUGCCAUCAACCGAACCUUUGAGCAGCGUGGAAUGGUGUGAGGGAUCCCUUUUGGUUGGAACUAGUCGUGGUCGCAUUGUUGUAGCAGAUGUUAGUCCACAAACUGUUGAGGAUUCUGAUGGAGAAUUGCAGCGUCGCACUUGCCUCGUAUGUAGUGAAGAGCAAACUCCUGUUGGAGACAUAGUUGUGCCACCAAGCAAACAUGCCGUGUCAACUCUUGUUCGGUGUGUGCGCAGUAACGCAGCCGUCUGUUCCUCAAGUGUGGUGGCGGUAUGUGAUAGUCGCGCAAUGGUGUGGGAUGUAAAGGGAGCUACACAACCUGUACAUACGUGGGUUCCCAGUGUAGACAGCAGUAAAAAUAGUCCAAAUGAGCAGGAGCCUCUUUUGUUUGCACAAUGGGUUCCAAACAGUGACUCUGUUGUACUCACUGGAAGCUACAGUGGUAGUCUUGUAUUCACAGACAUUCGCACCAAAGAGGGAUCCACCUCCAAAUUAUCCCUUCCGGCCCGUCGAGGAUGUAUGGCUCGGUGUGCCGACUUUAACACAUUGCUUCCAUUUGCUCUUGCUACGGCAUCUUCUGACGGUAUCAUUUCUGUAUUUGAUUGCCGGUAUCCGAGCACUGCCGUCCGAACCAUCCCCUCGUUGCACGGCGAUAUCAUGUCUCUAAAGUAUUUGAAGCUUCAUUCAGACAUUAUUGCCACGGGUGGGGUUGACGGAUCGGUGGUUUUGUGGAAUCUUCGCUCUCUUCCAACCUAUCGCGUGGGUCGUGCGCAAUACAAGUGCCCCGUUUUUGAUCUUAUUACAACUCCAUGGUCUGUGGAGCAACAUGUUAUUGGUGUUACAUGUGGUGGUGAAUUGACUCUCACAGGUCUUGCGCAGGAGGCCAUGGCAACGUUAGCCGUGCCAGUCACUGAGCGCCUUUCCAAACCAUCUGGUCGUAGACAAGAGGAUAAAACCGCGGCAAAUGAGGCGACAGAACUAAUGGAACGUGAAAAAUAUGGUGUGGGUCUCCUGUAUUCCCGUCGGUUACGUGAGGCAUAUGAAGUGAUUGUCGAUUGCGCUACAAAGCGCUUUGCGAGAAAGGAGAUUACGAUGGCAAUGAGGUUAGCGGGUCUCCUGGACGUCAAAAUGCUUCCGAAAUUUGACUACAGGGCGAAGGUUGAGAGUUUUGAAGCGGAGGAGAAGUGCAAGCGUGAAUUAGGUGUGGCGGCUUUGUCGCAGUCGCAAGUAAUUGUAGCUUUUGAAGAUGCACUUGUCCGUUCGAGUCAGUGGCUCUUUCCAUCACUUCUGUCUGAAAAUAUACGAGAUCUUCAGAAGCCCGCCAAGCAAGAUGUUACAAAACUGGAGGCGUUGCAAUUGAAUUUGCUUUUGCAUAACAAUAUUGCUUCCGGGUGUAUUGGAAGCGUCGUUGGUGGAUUGCAGUAUUUCAUUGCUAAUGGUGGGAAUAUUAGUCUUAUAGAUGCCAAUACGGCAUGCAGCAUCGCAAAGAAAUUGUUGGAAGUGAACGUUGCUGAAGGUCAAAAAUUUGUGUCAACGUUGCUUUCGUUGGUGAUUGAACCUGAUGGUACUGCUGUAGCCGAUGCGCUUGCGAAACGUUUGCUCAUAGUGGUUCAGGAGCCACUUGUUACGGCAGGGAUGCCGGUACGCCAAGCAGGAAGACAUGAGGAACUUUUUGUAUCUGAUUUGCUGAGCGCGAAGAGGGCAGUCGAAGUGCAAAUGGAGAUUCGAAGUUUAGGGAUCGAAAACUACAAAGGAGUAAUUGCUGCGGUGAACAAAUAUCAAGACCAAUGUCUCAGAAAUGGUGAGAGCGGCAUAUUUGGCUGGCUUGCUCAGGAACCGCUGAUGCUAUUUUUGAACUGCCUCACUGCAGACUCAAAUUAUGCUACAUUUUUCUGGGCGUGUGUACAACUAAUUGAGGCGCUGGCCGCGUGUCCGGGUAUGCGAGAGGUUGAGGCUACACUCUUUGCUACAGUGAACAGCAUCCACGUUGCUUCUAAUCGCCUCCGAAGCCAACUGCAGGAGUUGGCUUCAAAACCGCGUUUUACCCCAGCGACAGUGCGAGAGGCGGGGAAAACUAUAACAACAGUUCUCGACUUCUCUGUUGUCCUUCUUCGUGUUCAGUUGGAGUGCGAGAAUGUUGCUCAUGAAAGUGAAAUGAGAACUGUACCACCCGUUAUGUGUCGCAUAUUUGAUAUUUUGUCGUCAGCCUCAUCAGACUUGCUGAAAGUGUGGGAAACAAUUCUCGGUGUCUUGGUGGCGUGUCCCCUUCGCAGUCUUGUGCGAAAAUGUUGCCUCACUGGAAUGCGUAACUUUGCCCUGAAGGUGGAAGGCCUUCUUUCGCUUUCAUCGAAGAAAGGCGGUGACGAAAUGUUAAAUGAAAUACUCGACACAUGUGACGAGUUCUUUGACAGAGUUGCUGAAGAUGCUGAUUGA
This is a messenger RNA of Trypanosoma brucei brucei TREU927, 2730 nucleotides long. RefSeq lists its product as hypothetical. Gene Ontology annotation, cellular component: nucleus. Gene Ontology annotation, molecular function: histone binding. Lineage: Eukaryota; Euglenozoa; Kinetoplastea; Trypanosomatida; Trypanosomatidae. The record is from RefSeq and is a predicted model, not a curated record. The coding region runs from base 1 to 2730 and encodes 909 amino acids. The transcript has a single exon. Gene Ontology annotation, biological process: regulation of gene expression.